Molecule: messenger RNA, 1431 nt
Organism: Diaporthe amygdali
Lineage: Eukaryota; Fungi; Ascomycota; Sordariomycetes; Diaporthales; Diaporthaceae
Exons: 1
Coding region: 1-1431 (476 amino acids)
Source: RefSeq, a predicted model, not a curated record
AUGGCAUCAACCUUUGAUGCUCCAGCCGGCUCGACAAACCACGGAGACCCCAAUCUCCUCUGCGUUCCUCCAUCAUGGACCGACCUGGCCGUCUUCUUCGGCACCAACUAUCUCGCCCACGCGGCCACUCUCAUUGCGCGCCCCGGGCAGAGCUUAGCCGAAACCAUUGUCGACACGGCCAACGCUCUGUUUAUCCCGGGGUCGGGCAUGAUCCGCGCCAUCAGGCUGCUGUUCUUCUACACCGACCUCCACCGCUCGUCGCCGCCUCUGCAGAAGGCUGCCAAGGCCGGCGCGCUGUGCAUGGUCGUCAGGCGCACCCACGUGUCCCGGGCUAUGGGGGAGAACGACGACGCUGAGGACGGGAACGGCGGCGACUGGUUCUCGCGGCACUUCAGCCUCGCCACCGACCCCGUCUACGUGCCGCUAUCGCGGUCGAUUUUGGGGACGUGCAUUAUCCGCGACCGGGAAAGAUACUGCCUCGUCGAGGUAUCGCCUCUGGUUCCGCUGAGGGAGUUCAUGCCCGAAGAUGCGCCGGCUUCCCCAACACUCAGCAGCGCCUCUUCCAGCUCAGCCGGCAAGACCGAGUCCGUCCCAUCGGUCCCGUCGAGCGUGCGGCGGCCCAAGUCGCACAGGAUAGAGGUACCUGGCCAGCUCGACAUUGCCAAGAUCCUCGUUAGUAUCCUGCAGCUCAUCUGGGGCAUAUCAACGCUGUACAAUGCCCGCGGCAACCAGAUUGACCUGUACGGCUACGCGGCCUUCGGCCUGACCGUCACCCCCUACGCCGUCAUGAGCUUCCUAAACCUGCUCGUGAGCCUGAUCUUGCCCGUCCACAACAACAUGUACCUCGUCUGGACCGAGGACAUGCGCGACGCAAUGGAGAACCGCCGCCCACACCACCGGCCCCCAGCUGAGUUCGCCGGCAUGAUCGCCACAGUCGACCUAGAAAAGACAGCCCGCAUAAUGCGCAACGAGCUCGGUGGCAGCCGCAUCCCAUACGACGGUGGCGGGCCCCUCGCCCGCCCCGUGCGCCUAGUCGCCUACUCUUCGUUCUACCUGCUCGUCGCCGUGGUGCCCCUCGCUAUCGUCGGAGGCUUGACAGGCUUCCGCACGGGCAGCGACGUCCACGUCGAGCGCGCCUGGGUCCUGGCAUGGCUGAUCAUCGGGUCCGCCUCGGCCAUCCUCAUCAGGCAGGUCUCAGCAUCGGUCGCCACCCACCGGCGCGUCAUGUCGCUGCAGGACUAUAUCCUAGGGCGGCCGGACCGGCGCGGGAAGCCGCAGCCGCCUCGCCGCUCGAUCAGCUCCGGCGAGAGGGGCGUGAGCGCCUGGUUUGCAAUCUUUGUGCUAUUUCCCCUGUGGAUUCCUGCAAUUGGCGGCAUGGUGGUGGUAGGGAAGAUGUUACAGGAUUUCGGAGUGUGUACGAGGCUGGAUUAG